This is a messenger RNA of Megalopta genalis, 1620 nucleotides long. Lineage: Eukaryota; Metazoa; Arthropoda; Insecta; Hymenoptera; Halictidae. The record is from RefSeq and is a predicted model, not a curated record.
GACUUAUCACGUGACAAUACAGCCAUGCAUCCUUUACUCAACAUGGCGACCGGCAAAGGAUUUGCAAUCGUUUUUCGACCAAAAACUAUUAGUUUAAUCAAUAGUAGUACAGUAAAUAAAUUGUCGUGUGGCAGUGUACAAAGAUGUAGCACAUGUCACCGAUCCAUUGCAACAAUUACGUUGAGUGUCGGUAAUUGGAACACGAAGAAACCAGGAAAAAAUGAGAUACAGUCUUUUAUUCAGACACAAAGAAGUAUACAUACCACAAAUCGUCUUUUAAAACGUAAUUAUUAUGAGAUAUUGGGGAUAUCUAAGAAUGCAUCAUCAAAAGACAUUAAAAAAGCUUACUACCAGUUAGCUAAAAAAUAUCAUCCUGACACAAACAAAGGAGAUCCAAAUGCUAGCAAAAAGUUUCAAGAGGUUUCUGAAGCAUAUGAAGUAUUAAGUGAUGACAUUAAAAGGAAGGAAUAUGAUACAUGGGGUGCUACAUCAGAACAAAUGGGAAUGGGACAGGCAGAAGCUGAACAUGCCAAGAACUUUGGCCAAAAUUUUCAUUUUAGGUCAACUAUUAAUCCAGAAGAAUUAUUUCGAAAAAUAUUUGGAGAUGCUAAUUUUCAAGGUGGUGCAUUUAGUGACUUCGAAGAUUUUACUGGAUCAAAGUUUGGCUUUGGUGCAGCUCAAGAGGUUAUUAUGAAUUUAACAUUUUCUCAAGCUGCCAGAGGCAUAAAUAAAGAUAUUGAAUUGAAUGUAGUAGAUACAUGCCCAAAAUGUUCAGGAAGCCGAUGUGAACUAGGAACAAAAUCAAUAAGGUGUCCACAUUGUAAUGGCACUGGAAUGGAAACAAUUACCACGGGUCCUUUUGUAAUGCGUUCUACUUGCCGUUAUUGUCAUGGUACUAGAAUGAGUAUUAAGUUUCCAUGCAAUGAAUGUAGUGGGAAAGGCCAAACGCUGCAACGUAGAAAAGUAACAGUUCCAGUUCCUGCUGGUAUUGAAGAUGGUCAAACAAUUCGGAUGUCUGUGGGCAACAAAGAAGUAUUUGUAACAUUCCGUGUGGAAAAAUCAAAAUACUUUCGAAGAGAUGGUGCAGACAUACAUACAGAUGCUCAGAUCUCAUUGUCACAAGCAGUACUUGGUGGCACAAUAAAGAUAGAAGGCGUUUAUGAAGAUCAUACUGUACAAAUUCAACCUGGUACUUCAUCUCAUACGAAAAUUAGAUUGACUGGCAAAGGCUUAAAGAGAGUGAAUGGGACAGGAUAUGGUGAUCAUUAUAUACAAAUUAAAGUAGCAAUACCUACAAAACUAAAUGAUAAACAAUUAGCAAUACUCCAAGCCUAUGCAGAAGUUGAAGAUGAUACUCCUGGCAGUAUAUAUGGCAUUACAUACAAAACGGAUGGCAUGGCAGGUCCGAAGAUAAAAACUCAAGCGAGACAGAAUAUAGAUAACGAAACAUCUAGUGAAAAUGAUGGUAUAUUUACUAAAAUUAAAAGAGCUAUAUUUGGCUAAUUGAAAUAUGAAAUGGUACAAAACAAAGUUAUAUUGGCCCGCUGAAUUUAGUUAAAUCUAUACGAAUAGCAUUAGAUCAUGCAAAUAAUUCUGACAAAGAGUCCACGUCUUAUGAAC